Archocentrus centrarchus (flier cichlid) is the source of this 2941-nucleotide messenger RNA. RefSeq names its product SUMO interacting motifs containing 1 (gene simc1). The record is from RefSeq and is a predicted model, not a curated record. The transcript has 10 exons. Gene Ontology annotation, molecular function: SUMO polymer binding. Bases 387 to 2882 code for a protein of 831 amino acids. NCBI's taxonomy places the organism in Eukaryota, Metazoa, Chordata, Actinopteri, Cichliformes, Cichlidae.
ACAAGGCAAAAACAGGAAGCGUUAAACUUCAUAUGCUACAUUUUACAGUUAUCAACAACUUUUACGCUAGUGGAUCUAAAUUUUCCCGUGUAACUUCUAUCUAGUUAAUUUCCGGCAGUCCAUGGAUUGUGAAGCUAUAACCAGAUUUUAAACCACCUGCCGCACUACGCGCAUGUAAUCUACGAUUUCAACAAGGAAAUGCCGAAGGUUACACGCCACACUGUAGAAGUUGCAUGUUUUCUGCUAAACAUGAUAGGAAUUAGACAUUCACGGCGGAAGCUCAUGGCUGCUUAGGACCGCAGUGACCGUCAUGGGUCUGCUUUAAAUGAUGCUUUAGAAAGCGGACUGCCGAGCAUUAGCUGUUGAAAUUGAACGACUGAAGAGAAAUGGAUGAUGUGAUCAGUCUGAGCUCAGACGACUCCGAUGUGGAGAUCGUCGGAUCCUACUGCACAUUCAUCGCCAAUCCUGACCCGAUGCCGCUCUCCGCAGUGCGGGUGGAAGUUGAUGCCAUGAAGUUCGACCUCCCACCGAAUUAUAUUGACCUCACAGAUCCAAGAUGGACUCUUCCAGAGCUACGCAGAAGGCAAACUGGCAGUGGCACAACAGUAGUAGACUUGACUGAUGCAAAUGAAGCACAGCUGGAGACUGAGAAUUUGCCACCAGAUAACUGUCAAUCGAAAAACAUAAAUACAAAUUUAAAUCACAUCUCACAAAGUCAAGAUGUGAACUUGCAAAAAACCCCUUUGACAGACUCCAGCGUUUGUGCUCCACAGCAGGACUGUAGUGACCCAAAGCCAAAGCAGAGACGUUUAAGUCCUCAAACACUUCAAACACAACACCCAAAAGAGGACUCUAAAGCACCCCCCUGCCAUAACGCACCAGCUGUAAAGUUGAAACGAUUGCCUUUUCUUGAAACGCAUGUUGCAGAAUUGAAAACCUCAAAGCUUUCUGUCUUUGUGACCAAAGAUUGCACAGAAAUGUCUCUGAACAGUCAUAGUGAAGCACCUAAUUUUAAUAGUAAUUUAAGUGGAGCUACUGCUUCAAAUGUUUCUGACAUAGAGCCUUUGUUUGAUGAGCCUCCUCCUAUGGAUGAACAAGAAAACAGCGGUGAGGAAUUUACAAGAACGCAGGUACAACAUGAAGAACCGCAGCACCUACACAGCCCCGCUGACUCUCCUUGCUCAGUGGGGGAAAAUUCUUCUGCAAACUUAAUAGAGGACAACAUUCAUGACAAUGAGAGGGAUGGGGUUUGUUCAAUUACACUCAUUCCAUCCACAGCUUUGGCUUCUUCAUCUCAGGACAAAGCACAAAUGGAACCCCCCUACUCUGACUUGAAUCAGCUGGAAUUAGACAAACCAGAAUCAAGACAAUGCAGUAUCUCUGAUAACUCAUCUCCCCCCUCUCCUACUGAUAUACUAAACUCUUCAGAGCCUUCUGAGCCCGAACGUCUUGCCAAUACAAGUCCUGAAUCUCAUAGUCUUAGGAGCCCUGUCGAGCCAUCGCCCACCUCUGAAUUAGCUGAAGAUAUGCCUGAAUGGCAGUUGGAGACUGAGACAUACAAGGGGGAUCUGGGACUUGACAGUCCAGGAUCUUUCCCUUGGCAAGAUGGAAGUGAUGGGGAAGACAUGACUGAAGAGGGCAUGGACUUCAGGGCAGUCAGUAGAGAGGACAGACAUUUUGUGUGCCCAGUUACGCUCAAGAAGUUACUAGCUGGAACAACUCGAAAAGCAAUGAUUGAAGAGGAUGAUGAAGAUUUUGGAAGUCCAGAGGUGCUAUGCCGUCAGAGCCUGAGUCUGGUUUACAGUACGAUUGAUGAGAACUACCCAGAGGGCACUUUGCAGCUAUUGUCUGACUUACUACAGCCUGGUUACUAUCCCCCCAGAGAUAUCACUUCCCACCUACUGCGUGGCAUUCUGCUUGACCAGCAGUCUCCUCAUCACCUCUGUGUGCAAGCCUUUAAACUGCUGAUGAGGUCACAAAGGCACCACAUGGCUGAUAAAAACACAGUUCCAUGGGAUUGGGAGUUACUGACCUCAAUCAUGACCAAUCAGGAGCACGCACAUCAGUGUGACGUUGUGCGCAUGCUCCUGGAGUACGUUGUGCAGACUUUGGAGGACGACUUCCGGGCCAAACGUUCUACUUCUUCCCUGCACCACUCAAUUGCAAAGGCAGUGUUGUCGUGUGAUCAGCAGUUUCCCCGGGUUAGAGAAGUCAUCAAGUGGCUGUUUUCUGCCAUUAUGAAAUCAACAGAGCAUGGAGAGAAUAGAGAAACGACCAGAGAGAGAGAGCAGAUGAGAAUGGUGUCCAGCUUGCAAAGGAUGCUUUCUCUGGCUCUGGAGGUGGACUGUUCUCCUGCUCUAACCUCUGCCAAGCUUUCCCAAGAGCUCUUCCAUAUGCUUAUCAGCAAUGUGUCCAUCCGAGCACACAGGAUGUUAUUGUUGGAGAGCCUACAGAGCAAGCUGCUGAGAUGUAAGCUGUUGGAACAUCUGUUGGACUAUGCAUGCCCAGUGAAAGUCUCACUGCCCAUGUCGCUCAGUCUGCUGCUUCACUUUCUGAAGAACUGCACUCUGGCACCAGACCCUAUGGAUGGCACUGAAAGAUGGCUCAAGUGGGAGGAGUUGGUUCAUCUCCUCUGGAUGUUGCUGCUCAGCUAUAACAAGGCAAUGAAAGGCUAUCUCUGCAACUCAUUGGCAGAACCAAGAGGCAGAGUUGGCAUGUCGGUGUAUAAACCUGAUGAUAUGGUAUCACGGCCUGCCGUUCGUGAAGCUGUCGAGGCCUUUCUGUCCAGAUCUCAGGCUGACCUCGGCCAAGCCUUACCUCUCCAUGUGGAAGAGUCCUUAACUUAUCUACAGGAUCAUCUUCUAGAUGUCUGUCAGUGUUGAAUUAAAAAAAGUCUGUUUUUUUCAUGUUAAUAAACAAUGUGAUGAAAAAAAAAAAAAAA